AUGAAGACUUAAGUGAGCCAAUAAAACACUCCUAAAGCUGCAUCGAAAUAUUCAUACAAAGAUUCCUACUAAUAACGAACACCUCUUCGAUAGGAUAAUUUUUUGAAUCUUUACGAAAAAUAUUUGAAUUGUCAGGGAAGAAAAAGGUCUCAUUAAAUGGAUGAAGCUCGAAGCCCUUUACAACAGUCUACUUCCCUGCAUUAUUUAAAUAAAAAAAAUGAUGUCGGUGUACAUAGGUUUUCUCUCGAUAAUUUCAACUUGGAUAAGAGUUCUAAAGGAUUAAAGUCAUAUCUCACAACCAUCAAUAGUUCAAAUAGCAUUUUAAAUUAAAAGGCCAACAAUUCCUACUUUCCAAACAAAAAUGACUCAAGUUAGGUCCGAUCUUAGACAGCAGAUGGCCAAAGUGUGUUGACUGAUGAAGUCGAUAAAAAACCAAUUAAGGACAAAUACAUUAUUGAUGUUGUGUGCAAAACUAAAAGGUUGGCUGAGAAGCUUCAAUAGAUGAAUAAACAAAACCAAAAGAUGAAGGAAUCAUAAAAUCUAGCCUUUCUAUUAAAAGGUCAUUAGCAGAAGAAAUAAUCAUUUACAUCUUCUGAUUUAAAGAAGGUUUUAGCGAAAACUAAAAUAAUUCUUGAAAAUUACAAAAGAGAGAACAAACUACUAAUUGAACAUAAUUUAUUCUUGAAUGAUGAAUUAUUAGAAUCACAAGAUUAACUAAGAUAAAAAAACGAAGAAAUCUAAAGAUUAAGACAAAUGCUAUAUUAACAAUGA
Paramecium tetraurelia is the source of this 771-nucleotide messenger RNA. RefSeq lists its product as uncharacterized. Lineage: Eukaryota; Ciliophora; Oligohymenophorea; Peniculida; Parameciidae. The transcript has 4 exons. The record is from RefSeq and is a predicted model, not a curated record.